Molecule: messenger RNA, 288 nt
Organism: Saccostrea cuccullata (small rock oyster)
Lineage: Eukaryota; Metazoa; Mollusca; Bivalvia; Ostreida; Ostreidae
Product: ficolin-1-like
Exons: 3
Source: RefSeq, a predicted model, not a curated record
UCUGUUUACUGUGACAUGAGUACUGAUGGAGGAGGGUGGACGGCAAUACAAAGAAGACAGGACGGAUCUACAGACUUUUACCGGACUUGGCGAGAUUACAAACAAGGAUUUGGGGAUCCAUCUAUAAACUACUGGAUUGGAAGUGACGCAAUCCAAGAGAUGACAAAGAACAAGAACCAAGAACUCCGGUUUGAAUUUCAAAGUUUUGAUGGCGCUAAAGCAUACGCUCACUACUCUUCAUUUUAUGUCGGCAAUGAAGACAGUAAAUACAGUGUCACUGUCACUGUG